GAGGCUACCGGAGCGCUCGCGUCGGGCACGCCCCCGAGACCCGAUUGGCUGGUCCGCUGGGUCCUAUUAAAGGCUCAGGGACAGGCGCCUUCACAGCCGAGCUGAGGUGACAGGUGCCGGAGAGGCGGUCCGGAUCCUCGGCGUCACCGAGCCCUUCUCUGGGGCAUGGGGCGGGCUCCGUUUCCUUUGUGAGCCGCCCCCGGACCCGGGCGUAGAGGAGACCAUGGCCCCUCCUCAGGGUCCCCGGGCCCCGCUGGAGUUCGGGGGCCCCUUGGGCGCCGCGGCGCUGCUGCUGCUGCUCCCCGCCACCAUGUUCCAUCUGCUCCUGGUGGCCCGCUCGGGGCCGGCGCGCCUCCUGGGCCCGCCCCCCUAUCUGCCCGGGCUGGAAGCCCUGUGGAGCCCGCGGGCGCUGCUGCUCUGGUUCACCUGGCUCGGCUUGCAGGCGGGGCUCUACCUGCUGCCUGCGCGCAAGAUGGCCGAGGGGCAGGAAUUGAAGGACAAGAGUCGCCUGCGCUACCCCAUUAACGGCUUCCAGGCCCUGGUGCUGACAGCCCUGUUGGUGGGGCUGGGGGUGUCAGUCGGGCUGCCCCUGGGGGCGCUCCCGGAAAUGCUCUUGCCCUUGGCAUUUGCGGCCACCCUCACCGCCUUCAUCUUCAGCCUCCUUCUCUAUUUGAAGUCCCUGGCAGCCCCUGCUUCGGCCCUGGCACCUGGCGGGAACUCAGGCAAUCCCAUUUACGACUUUUUCCUGGGACGGGAGCUCAACCCGCGCAUCAGUUUCCUUGACUUAAAAUAUUUCUGCGAACUGCGGCCUGGCCUCAUUGGUUGGGUCCUCAUCAACCUGGCAUUGCUGGUGCAGGAGGUAGAGCUGUGGGGCAGUCCCUCUCUGGCCAUGUGUCUGGUCAAUGGCUUCCAGCUACUCUAUGUGGUAGAUGCCCUCUGGCACGAGGAGAGCAUCCUUACCACCAUGGACAUCACACAUGAUGGGUUUGGCUUCAUGUUGGCCUUUGGGGACUUAGCCUGGGUGCCCUUCACCUACAGCCUGCAGGCCCAGUUCCUGCUGCACCACCCGCAGCCCCUUGGGCUGCCCAUGGCCUCCAUCAUCUGCUUCAUCAACGCUACCGGUUACUAUAUCUUCCGUGGGGCCAAUUCCCAGAAAGACACCUUCCGAAAGAAUCCUUCUGACCCCAGAGUGGCUGAUCUCGAGACCAUCUCUACAGCCACAGGGCGGCGGCUGCUGGUGUCUGGGUGGUGGGGUAUGGUCCGCCACCCCAACUACCUUGGAGACCUUGCCAUGGCUCUGGCCUGGUCGCUGCCCUGUGGGGUGUCCCACCUGCUGCCCUACUUCUACUUUUUCUACUUCACUGCACUGCUGGUGCACCGGGAGGCUCGAGAUGAGCGGCAGUGCCUGCAGAAGUACGGCCUGGCCUGGCACGAAUACUGUCAGCGUGUGCGUUACCGCAUCGUGCCCUACAUCUACUGAGAAGCACCACACCUGCCCUAGGUCCGGGCUCCUGUGCACCCAUCUAGCACAUCCAGCAUGAGGAGCCUGGGCACUACCCAGCCCUGAGCUCCACCAGGGACCUGAGGAGGUGGGCUUGAACAGCCUCACAGAAGAGGUGGCUUGGAGCAAGGAGAAACGGAAGCCAGUGCCUAAAACUGGAGUGGAGGGGGCAGGGAUGGUCUUCCUCCUUUGAAUAAACAUCUGAAACCCUUA
Molecule: messenger RNA, 1714 nt
Organism: Choloepus didactylus (southern two-toed sloth)
Lineage: Eukaryota; Metazoa; Chordata; Mammalia; Pilosa; Megalonychidae
Gene: TM7SF2
Product: transmembrane 7 superfamily member 2
Exons: 10
Coding region: 224-1480 (418 amino acids)
Biological process (GO): sterol biosynthetic process
Cellular component (GO): endoplasmic reticulum membrane; nuclear inner membrane
Molecular function (GO): oxidoreductase activity, acting on the CH-CH group of donors, NAD or NADP as acceptor
Source: RefSeq, a predicted model, not a curated record